ACCACGCCUUCUAAACUAGCGCUGUCGUUUGGUCCGUCUAUACGCCUUUCUCUAGAAGAAUGCCUGGGUCGGGCAAAAAGUACCACUUCGAUCACAACAUGGAGUCUUCGAGCAGUCAGAGACACGUCUUCGAGAUGGAAGGAGGUGAAAAGAAAGGAGGAUGCUGCAGCAAGACGUGUAAAGUUGUAACGGGGCUGGUUAUCGUGUUGGCCGUUUUGGCUGGGCUUGCUUGUGUUGGGUAUUUCGUGAUUUACAGGAUGUAUUUUGAAGACCAAUCUCGACUGAUUUUCGAAGACAACUUUGACACUCUGGACUUCACUAAGUGGAAACAUGAAAUCACAGCGGCCGGGGGAGGGAACAAUGAGUUCCAGAUUUACGUCAAUGACCGCGCCAACACGUACGUCCGGGACGGAAUUCUGUUCAUAAAACCGACACUGACGGCCGAUUUCUACGACGAAGCAUUUCUGUCCGCUGGGACCCUCAACUUGUAUGGCUUGACCCCAGCUGACCAGUGCACCAGUCACUUCAAUGGCGGCUGUUGGAGGCAAGGUUCCGCUGACUUCCCCAUCCCUCCCAUCCGGUCGGGCCGUCUGACCACCACCGAGAGUCUGAGCUUUACUUACGGCAAGGUGGAGAUCAUGGCCAAGUUACCGACCGGAGACUGGAUCUGGCCCGCCAUUUGGCUUCUUCCGAUGCACAACGAGUUCGGAGGCUGGCCUUCCUCGGGUGAGAUUGACAUCAUGGAGUCCAGAGGAAACCGUAACCUCACCGACGGCAAUGGGAACUCCAUCGGAGUUGACCACAUGGGGUCGACCCUGCACUGGGGACCGUACUGGCCGUACAACGCAUAUGACAAGACUUCAGAGGGAUUUUUGACAACUACAUUUGCUCCAUUUUUCAGUUCGGCAAAGGAAGGGACCUUCGGUAGUGCUUUCCAUAAAUACGGACUGGAAUGGACUGCGGACCACAUCAAGUGCUUCGUGGAUGAUGAAUUGGUCCUGAACGUCUCCCCUCCCAAUGGAUUCUGGGAGCUGGGUGAUUUUGGACUGCCCGAUGAGGAGAACCCGUGGGUGGCGGGCGGCAAGAUGACACCAUUCGACAAGGACUUCUUCCUGAUCCUGAACGUGGCUGUAGGCGGAACGAACGGCUUCUUCCCUAAUGACGGGGUGAACGGAGGGUACGACCGCCCAUGGGGUGACGGGGACUGGUACGGGCUCGCCAUGAAGAACUUCUGGGCCGCCAAGGACCUGUGGUACCCGACCUGGGACGGGGAGGACGCAGCCAUGCAAAUAGACUGGAUAAAAGUCUGGCAGCUGUAGGCUUUCUGCAACCUUUUAUAGGAGACAUAAGUACUUUAUUGCACAACAAUUGUACAUGAUACAAUGUAUGACAACAACUAUUACGCAAAGUACAAAAUAGAGGUAUACGAAAAGCUUAACAACCUAGCUAAUGUAAAAAUAAUGGCCAAUAUGAUAUAAUUCUUUGGUAUAGCAUUACAAUGGAGUAGACUAAUCAUUAGUUACGGUAUUUUUUCUUAUAGCAGAGCAGUCCUUGAUAUAUUUGCCUAUUUUUGCAUUAUGGGAGUUCUGACAUGUAAAGAUAUAUAC
This is a messenger RNA of Branchiostoma floridae (Florida lancelet), 1607 nucleotides long. Its product is annotated as beta-1,3-glucan-binding protein-like. Gene Ontology annotation, molecular function: hydrolase activity, hydrolyzing O-glycosyl compounds. The record is from RefSeq and is a predicted model, not a curated record. NCBI's taxonomy places the organism in Eukaryota, Metazoa, Chordata, Leptocardii, Amphioxiformes, Branchiostomatidae. Bases 60 to 1319 code for a protein of 419 amino acids. The transcript has 10 exons. Gene Ontology annotation, biological process: carbohydrate metabolic process.